GUUUAGCAGUGAUGACCACUAGCCUCUUCUAUAUCCUUUCUGUUGCUUACAACAGAAUUUCUUAAUUUCUUAAAAUGAAUUUCUUAAUUUUGCAGCAGAUUCUCUUUCUUUCUUAGCUGUAGUGUUUUUUGUUUUUAUGGGUUUUUUUGUGUGUUAAAAACACUGUGUUGGACCCAUCCUCAGCUUAGGACAAAAAAUUCACAGGACACCAGCAGAGAUUUUCUUUCUGGUUAUAAAGGGUUAGAUUACAAGAGCAGAUGUUGGACACUACGAUGGAGAAGCGUAUUAAGCGUGCGCUGUCUCUGCUCCUGCUCUUAGUGUGUUUAGUGAAGUUUGGUGUAAAUGGUGGGAGAGAUGCACCUCAUCCUGAUACCUCUAAGAGUAAAGAAGCUCCCAAACGUCCAUCACGCUCCUCAGACCCCAAAGCGGGCCGCUGCUCAUACACCUUCAUCGUUCCGCAGCAGAAGCUGAAAGGUGCACUGUGUGUGAGUACCGAAACAGUGCGGGCCAACGGAUCUGAGACCGCCGACCUGCGCGCUCAACUCAAUAACCAGCAGGAGCAGCUUGACAGGUUGCGUGUGCGUCUGGAGCAGGACAGAGUGCUGGCGAGCGAGAUGAGCAUCCUGCGCAGAGAAAGCAGUGCCAUGAACGCUCGCAUCUCCCAGCUGUACGCCCAGCUGCUGAACGUGAUCAUCAACGAGCAGGAGCAGGUGGUGGAGCAGAGACGUCUGGAGGAGCUACUGUUGAACACCACCUUACAGGUGCUGCAGAUAUCGAACAGUUACAGAGAGCUGGAGAUGAAAUACGAGGCACUCACUUCUCUGGUGAACAACCAGAGUCAACUAAUGACACAGUUGGAAAAACAAUGUCAGAUGAGCACCAUCACCAAACCACAGCAGGUCGAUCAGUCAGUCGUCCUGCAGAACGAGAGUGUCAAGCCUAAACAUGAAGUCAGGAACAUUCAAAGAGACCAAAGUGCUUUUCUGCAACAGAAACAAACACUGCAGGAGAUUCAUGGGCUCCUCACCAUGGCCACAGAUCUCCCUACUGACAAGCCGUUCAUCAGUUUCCCUGCUACUAAGUCACCAGGGCCAUGGAAAGACUGCCAGCAUGUCCUGGACUCAGAAGAAAGCAUCAGUGGAAUCUACCUGCUACGUCCACAAAACUCUAACCGACUGUUCCAGGCGUGGUGCGACCAGAACCACGCUCAGGGUGGAUGGACCGUCAUCCAGAGAAGACUGGAUGGCUCUGUCAACUUCUUCAGAAACUGGGAUCAGUACAAGCAAGGCUUUGGGAAUCUGGAUGGUGAGUACUGGUUGGGUCUGGAAAAUCUCUUCUGGAUGAUCUCACAGGCUUCCUACAAGCUCAGAGUGCACAUGGAGGACUGGCAGGGCCGGCAGGUGUUUGCAGAAUACGACAGCUUCUACAUAGAACCUGAAAGCGACUGGUACCGCCUGAGACUGGGAUCCUACCAGGGCACCGCUGGUGACUCACUCUCCUGGCACAGCAAUAAAGCUUUUACCACACUUGACCGCGACAAGGAUGCCUACUCAGGUAACUGUGCUCAUUACCAGAAGGGGGGCUGGUGGUACCACAUGUGUGCUCACUCAAACCUAAACGGGGUUUGGUACAGAGGAGGCCAUUAUCGCAGCCGCUACCAGGACGGCGUUUACUGGGCUGAGUUCCAUGGAGGCUCGUACUCUCUCAAGAAGGUCACAAUGAUGGUUAAACCCAUUCAACCUACUGAAGAACUGGUGAAGUAAAGCUUGGUACUAACUACUAAACUGUACAGCUGAGCAAACAUCAGAGGAAUGGAAAUAACCUGACAAAAGUCUCAGAAAAGUUAAUCGGUUCUAUUUCAUUCUGCUGGAAUUGAUGACUGCAUCUGUUUGGAACACAGCAUUUUCUAUCAUAAUUGAUGAAAUGAUAAAGAUGAUAAUGAUCAACUGAUGAAUGUAAUAUUGUGUGUUGUUGACUUAGUGUCAGUGUUAGUUGCUAGACCAGAUUUAAGAGGCUUUAUUUCCCCAAAUACUCUUUAUCCCCUUUGAAUAAAUGUACAUUAUUUGUUUAAAUCAGCAUAGAUUUUCUGAUUUUAAAUGAGUGGCCUAUUAUAGCCCAGUGGUUAACCUACACGGACAUCUGGAUAUGCAAAGUAAUAUUUAUUCAAAGUAAAAUAUGCUGAAAGAUGUCAGUGUGAAGAAAAAUGCUAGCUCAGUGGUUGGACCAUUGAUGGUGUCACUUGAAAAUACAACAGGUGAAUCAAUCAUAAUAUGAAUCUGAAGUGACUGACAAAUUUCUACUUGUUUUGGACUCUCCAAUGGCAACAGACGCUGUGGAAGCCACAUCCUCUGUUUUUUGCACUUGAAAGUUGCGGUUAUGUUGAACAUUUCCUUUCUAUCAAGGCAAAGGGAGAAUGCUUUAUAUACAUUAAAGACAUCAGUGGUUUCAGGCUUAUUUAUGACGUGUUCAGGUAUGAGAAAUGUCUUGUGUCUAGAAAAUAGUUCUGAAGGUGAUAAACAAAUUUAUAUGAAGUGUCAAAACAUUUUACAAAUAAAUAAAGGUUUCUUUUCUUUUCGGAUGUAACAUCUCCUUCAUAGAACAGGAAGAAAGAAAAUCACUGCUGUUUAUUAUUCAAUGUUGUGUGUUUAAAGACCUGAAAGAUAUCAUCCAAUAAAAGUAAAUCAAAUUAAGAAAUGAUUUGAGUGAAAAUGAUGAAUUGAGUUCAGCUACACUCUCACUGACAAUUCCCUUAUUUACUUUACAUGUCAUAUGCUACUGUAUAACAUGCCUCAACUGGUCCCUUAUCACAAUAUCUGAUUAUGUAUAUGUUAUGUAAGAUUUCUCUCUCUCUCUCUCUUCCCACAUCUUCAAUCUCUCUAGCUAAAAGUGGUGGGAAAAGGUCAGGCCUGGCAUCCUGAGAGAAGAAACCUCACUUUAUGCCAGUACGGUCUUCCACCAGCUCUAUUCUUAUACACAUUGUCUUCUCUCCUAGUGUUCUUUACUUUUAACCCAUUUUCCGAAUAGGAGUUCUGAAAAGGAAAAAAAAUGUUUCAACAGGAAAAGAAGUAAAGCUGCUGAAUAUAACUAUGAGUCAUGCACAUAAUCGAGUGCUGCUGUUUGGGAUGGAAUCCAUAGUCCAUUACCUUUACUGCAGCAGUGAGAAAUAAAUGUAAAAUGUGUAAAGUUGGCACAUUGCCUAAAAUCAUUUGUUCCAGUAUAGACAUUUCUUAACAGACCUUUUGUUAACAAUUUCCAUAAGAGGUAAAGUUUCUCUGAAUAUUAGACGGUUAAACCACAAUAAGGGAAGCAAAAGCUGCUGAAUAUACAGUAUGCUUCACAAAUCAACCAAAGCAGGUGCUUCCUCUUUCAAUUCUUCUUCUUUUCGCUUUUCCCUUCAGGGGCUGCCACAACGAAUCAUCUCUCUCCACCUAUCCCUAUAUUCUGCAUCCUCAACACUUG
This is a messenger RNA of Tachysurus fulvidraco (yellow catfish), 3459 nucleotides long. It is a transcript of the gene angptl6, whose product is annotated as angiopoietin-like 6. NCBI's taxonomy places the organism in Eukaryota, Metazoa, Chordata, Actinopteri, Siluriformes, Bagridae. The coding region runs from base 258 to 1763 and encodes 501 amino acids. The record is from RefSeq and is a predicted model, not a curated record. The transcript is spliced from 7 exons.